AUUGGAGACCCUAAAGCUGGGUACCUGUUAGAAUGACCAUGUCCAAGGUGGAGGAAGAUGAGGGUCGAGACAACUACGAGCCCAUCAAGCGACUGGCCAUGGUUCAAAUCCAACCGCCGCGAAACCCUUGCAAACCUUUCACAUCGUUCUGCAUCAAAGACAUUCUGGGGGCUCCCAACGCUGGAGCGGAGGAUAAACACAACUCGUUUGAGGACCGCUCGAACACCCAAAGCCAAGCGCACCACAAACCCCACAACCACCAGACACCACAACGGGACAACCACCACCCCAGACACAAGACAGCGCAGCGUGCGACAGAAUUAAACAGGCUGCACGCUGACAUGAGAAACAACAGCGGGCAGAACGUGGCUCGGGGUAGGAAUUCCUACAGCGGCAAAGAAGGCCAGCUGCUGAACCUCUGCAAAUCUGAAUACAGCCGUGAGAGCUUCAGAGCGGCGCUGUCCAUCAGCCCGCCCCUCCGGUCUCCUAUCAACGGCCGGGGUAAGUCCAUGCUCCCGGGGCUCCCCUCCCCUUUACAACAACUCACCCACAGGAGCAUGUUACACCUCAGCCCUCAGACCAAACCCGUCAACCUGACCACGAAAAUUGUCCGACCUUGGGACAACCUUGACCCGGAAGAGACCUCCCCGGUGUCUAUCCGCACCUCCUCCACGCCCUGCGCGGGCGCCAUCCUCACGGCCAGCGAGGCGUCGUCCGAUGACGAGGACGAGGAGAUCACUGUGGACGACGAUGACCCUCCUCCUAAGGUGAUACCCACCAGCAAGAAAUCGUCAGUGUCGCCCCUGGACGCGCUCAUGGCUAUGACCAGCAAAACUUUUGAAGGCCUUGAGGGGUCAGGCUCUGCUGACGCCAAACGUAAAGACCAAGCCGCCUUGUUCGGCAAACACCAGCCGCCUAAGAAACGCAGAAAGUCCAGAACCGCCUUCACCAACCAGCAGAUCUACGAGCUGGAGAAACGGUUCUUGUACCAGAAGUACCUGACGCCCGCCGACCGGGACGAGAUCGCUGCCAGCCUGGGUCUGACCAACGCCCAGGUCAUCACGUGGUUCCAGAACCGCCGAGCCAAGCUCAAGCGGGAUUUGGAGGAGCUGAAGAACGACGUCACCGCCGCGAAGAAGCUCCCGAUUCAGAAAUCGAUUCCCGGGUCGUUGGUGGAGAUGGAACUGAGAAAAGUCCAAGAGAAAACGUUGAGGGAUAGUUUCAACAACGGGGGUCUGCAGUCCCCUUCGUCGUCGUCUUUAGCCAGCCUGAGCGACGACGCCACCCCCGCGCACAGCCCGGGAGACCACAGCGAUGAAGAAGACCCAGGGGUCAUGCGGCUGCGCGGGGAGCAACCGAUGGAAUCCGAGUGCUGUGAUGACAAUGACAAUGACGUCAGCGAGGACGAGCGCGACGCCGAGGACAAACCGGAUAUGACGUCGUUCAGUAGCUGCGGGGCAGACGAUAAGCUCGCGGCGAAAAGUAAAUGUGACCUGAUGAUCAGAGACGAGUACCACCCGGGCUCGAUGCGGGAUAAACCCAUCGAGACAGAGGCGGAGGUGGCGUCGUGAAAUAUUCAUAAAUAUUCAAGUCUGAAACUUCGUCGUUACUUACAUGAUUUUUAAAAACAAUU
This is a messenger RNA of Physella acuta, 1633 nucleotides long. RefSeq names its product transcription factor LBX1. The record is from RefSeq and is a predicted model, not a curated record. Gene Ontology annotation, cellular component: nucleus. Gene Ontology annotation, molecular function: sequence-specific double-stranded DNA binding; DNA-binding transcription factor activity, RNA polymerase II-specific. Lineage: Eukaryota; Metazoa; Mollusca; Gastropoda; Physidae. Gene Ontology annotation, biological process: regulation of transcription by RNA polymerase II.